Messenger RNA from Gastrolobium bilobum, 1643 nucleotides. RefSeq names its product receptor-like protein EIX2. The annotation marks the transcript as partial. Gene Ontology annotation, molecular function: protein binding. NCBI's taxonomy places the organism in Eukaryota, Viridiplantae, Streptophyta, Magnoliopsida, Fabales, Fabaceae. The transcript has a single exon. The record is from RefSeq and is a predicted model, not a curated record.
AUGAAAACAUCUCUGUCUCAAUAUGCAAUCAUUUUUGCAUGGUUGCUUUGUGCAAUGAUCAUGUUGAAAACAUGCAUAUGCAGCUCUAAGAUUCGGUGCAACGAGAAAGACAAGGAAGGUCUCUUGAACUUCAAACAAGGAGUAAAAGAUCCAUCAGACAAGCUCUUUUCAUGGUCCAUUGAAAAAGACUGUUGUGAUUGGAUAGGAGUGAAGUGUGACAACAUCACAAGCAGAGUCACUGAACUCAGUCUCCCAUGUUCUACAACUCUUCCAACUUACAUUGACAAAGUGGAUAAAUCACACUGCCUCACAGGUUCUAUCCACCUUUCUUUGCUGCAGUUUCAAUCUCUACAGUACUUGAAUUUGCAUAAUAAUGACUUCUUAAAUAUCCAAUUUGAUAGUCAAAAUUGUCAUAACCUAUCUGUAGAGUACUGUGCAAACUCUUCGGUUCUUGAAUAUCUUGAUUUAUCAUCUAAUGAGGCUCUUGCCAUUGAUAAUCUUCAUUGGCUUUCCCGCAUUUCAUCCUUGAAAAUGAUCGAUCUUAGUCGCAUUAAUCUUCACAAGGAAACUAACUGGCUUCAGUCAGUGACUACAAUGCUUCCAUUACUUUCGGAGCUGUACUUGAGAAGUUGUCAAUUGAAAAACUUGAGUCCGUCUCUUCAGUAUGCUAAUUUUACUGCACUUGAAGUUCUUAAUCUUCACAGCAAUGAAUUUGACUCAGAGUUGCCCAAAUGGUUAUUCAAUCUUAGUGGUAUCUCUGAAAUUUGCCUUGGUUCAAGUGUUUUAAGAGGCCAACUACCAAAGGCAUUGCUAAAUCUGCGACACUUGGAAUCCUUGGGCCUAGAAAAAAAUCAUUUCAAUGGACCAAUUCCAGAUUGGUUAGGCCAAUUUGAACAUCUACAAUAUCUUGAUCUUCAUAAAAACAAGUUUUCUGGAUCUAUUCCCAUAAAUUUGGGAAACCUAUCAUCCUUAGUUGUCUUAGGUGUUCGCUCAAAUCAUUUGACAGGGGUCGUGUCCGAGAGAAAUUUUGCCAAACUGUCAAAGUUAGAGUAUUUGUCUAUCUCACCACCAAUAAUCUUUGAUUUUGAUUCCCACUGGAUUCCACCUUUUCAACUUCAACAAUUAAUUUUUGGAUUUGCGGGUUCUAAACUCCCUGUGUGGUUAUAUACCCAGAGAUCUAUUCAGUCUCUAACUAUUGUGGACUCAUCAUUUGAGGCUAAAGGUGAGUUUUGGAAUUUUGUAUCAAGAAUGACCUUCCUCGAUUUAGAAAGGAAUUCAAUAGAUGGGGACCUGUCAAAAGUGUUGUUGAACUCUACAUACAUAACUCUGUUAUCAAAUGAUUUGAAAGGUAGUUUGCCUCGAUUAUCAUCAAAUGUGGUCGUUGUGGUUAUGCGGAGUAACUCAUUAUCAGGAUCCAUUUCUCCUCUCUUGUGUGAUCAUAAGAUGCUGCUAAAUGGGAAAAGCAAUUUGGUAUACUUGGACAUAUCUGAUAAUCAUCUCUCUGGAGGGCUAACAAAUUGCUGGCAGAAUUGGAAAUCUUUGGUUCAUAUUAACCUGGGAAGCAAUAACCUGACAGGCAAGAUACCCCCAUCAAUGGGGUUGUUACCUAAUCUCACCUCACUGCAUCUGCAUGAGAACAACUU